AUGAGUGUUUCUAUGAAAUUUUGUCCCGAAUGCAACAAUCUACUCUACCCAAAAGAAGAUAAGAAGCGCAAGAUCCUACUCAGUGCCUGUCGCACCUGUAGUUACACGGAGGUGGCGGAAAGUAACUGCGUGUACAGAAAUGUGAUAAAUCAUGAUUCAGAUUAUGAGCGACCUAAAGAUAUGCGAGAUGCUUAUGCAGAUCCCACACUUCCUCGAGAAAAGGGCGUCAAAUGUCCUGCCUGCAACCAUCCAAAAGUUGCAUUCUCCUUGAUUAACCCGAGGAAAAGCCUAGCACGGAUGAAUGCUUGCUGCAACCCGAGCUGCGGUCAUAACUGGAGGGAUGAUGAUGAAAGCAUUGCUUAA
Dendrobium catenatum is the source of this 363-nucleotide messenger RNA. RefSeq names its product DNA-directed RNA polymerases II, IV and V subunit 9A-like. Gene Ontology annotation, biological process: transcription initiation at RNA polymerase II promoter; transcription-coupled nucleotide-excision repair; DNA-templated transcription. The coding region runs from base 1 to 363 and encodes 120 amino acids. Gene Ontology annotation, molecular function: DNA-directed RNA polymerase activity. Lineage: Eukaryota; Viridiplantae; Streptophyta; Magnoliopsida; Asparagales; Orchidaceae. Gene Ontology annotation, cellular component: RNA polymerase II, core complex. The transcript has 4 exons. The record is from RefSeq and is a predicted model, not a curated record.